AUGCAGAAUCUCUCUAAGAGCUAUAAACUGAUGACUAAAAAUUUCAUUUUUGGCCAAUUUAUGAGUUAAAACUUCAUGAUAGGUUUUAACCCACUUCUGUAGAGUAAAGCCUUGAUGAAUUAUCAGAUAAAAUGCUUUGCAAGCACAGAAGUUAAGUUGCCGAUAUAGCAAGUUCAAGUACAAAAUAGACUGAAUAAAAAUGAAAACAUCCAUUCUCAAAAAUAGAGGCAAGGAGGGGCCACAGGUUUAAAAAGUUCAUAAUCGUAAAUGCAAACAUAAAGGAGGGUUAGUGACCUUAAGCAAGAUUUAAUGGAUAGGAAUCAAUAGCCUAAACUCUCUUUUAAGCAAAAUCAGCAAUAAAAGUUAAGAUAGACUAAUAGGCAUAGUUAAACAAACCCAAAGAAUGCAUAUUAUCAUUAAAAGUAAAUAGAGAAUCAAGCAGCAGAAUAUGAUGAAGACAACUCACUGCAUGAAGUUAUUUCUAUUGAAUCGAUACAAACAUGCUUUGAAUAUACUUAGUCAUUGAAGUAUCUAAACAACAAUAAAACAGAAAAAGCCCUAAAACUUCUUGAAGGUCUCAGUUAAUUGCUAAGAUUUCAUUAGUUCAACUCUCCAGGGCAUUUACUUGUGCAGCAAAAAUUGUAUCAAUGCUUAAUUAUGAUGGGGAGGAUAAAAGAUGCAGAGAUGAUGCUAUUGAAUAUGAUUCAGGGCAUGGUUCCCAACUCUAAGACCUAGUACGAUUCUGCUGGUUUAAUUCUAGCUAAAAUUGACUAUCUAAUACACAUGAUUAACUUCUAAGAGCAAGAGACUGGGCCUAGAAGGAUUAUAAAGCUUGGGCAGGAGAUACUCAAACUACCCUAAUUCUAGUCCUUAUCAGAUGAUUAAUCAGCCUAUACCAGAUUCGUGAUUGGGACAGCGUUCUUUUUAAGUGAAAAGGUAUCUUACACCGAAUCGAAAUUCCAUUUGAAGUACGCUUUGAAAACUGCAACUGAUGAUAAGCUUCGAAGUAUAAUUCUUCAUAACUUGGCAGUAAUGAACUAUUGUGAGAUUUCAGACCACAAUGACAGAAUGCUAAAUCCCUCUAAAAUAGAUAAGGAAGAUGUCUUAGAAUAGAUGAACAAGGAGGAUAAGAGGAAGGCUGAGGAGAAAGAGGAAAAUCUCAAUAUACGCAGGCAGUUGAGCAAGUAAGAAAAGGAAAAGAGAAAUUAGGAAAGAAUAAAAAUGGUCAGAGAAAAAUUGAAAAUGGGUCAAACUUAAUUCUUUGAUUAAAUUAAGACUAAGCAGAAAGGGAAUACUAACCAAAGGAUUUACUCUAUUUUAGGCAAAAUAAUGUAAAAGGAAACUGAUAAACAGCAAAAGUAACUGAGUAAGAUAUAGAAAGUACAGUAAGAAGUUGAUAGUGCUUGGAAAUAAGACUUUGACCUUCUAGAGAAUUCAAUCCUUCCCAAAGAAGCCUUUGUUGACCCAUUGAAAUUCGGAACAGACCCAAAACGUAUUGAUCCAUCCAUCUCCCUACCUCGUAGAACAAUAGAAAAUCUCAACUUGAUGAUGGUCGAUAGAGCCAUAGACUUUGAUCCUUACACAAGCUUUAAUGAAAUACUCCCCUAGCUAUUUCUUUCUCUGAGGUAUUCGUAUUAUCAUUUGUAGAAAAGUUAGUUAGAGGAUAAAAAUAGUGCAAAUAACUAAUAAACGGAAUAAUAAAAAUAUGACCCAUUCAUACAUUGCCAUAAGAUUGAUGAUUUAAUGAACAAGUAAAAUGCUAUUGAUCAAAUAAAAAAUAUCAAGUAUCACAAGACUAUUGAAUUUGUGGCUAGGAUGUAUGCCUAGGAUUCGAAAAGAUAUCAAGUAUAGAGCGAAUUUUGGCUGAAUGCACUAGAAGAUUUACUCUAUGAUUUAAGCAUUAAAGAUAUUUACAACACUUCAAUAUAGCCUUAGUUAGAGAUGCUCUCAAGACGGUGUUAAAUUCUGCAAGCAGCCUACUAUAUAGAUAAUAGAAAAAUUAAGCUGGCAUUGGACUCCUUAAAUUAUCUAGUAACCUAAAAUUUUGAUCCAAAGGGAGGUGAAAAAGAUACAGAGGCUCUUGUCAACAGUCUUUUGGGUAUAUUAAAGUAGAAUAGCAAGAAUCAUGAUGUGUAGCUUGAGGGACUAGCUCAUUUAGAAAAGGCAAAAGAAAUAUCAAAGGAAAUGGGAGCUCUCUAUGAACGUAAGAAGUGGUUGAUUAUUCCAAGUAUUGAUCUGAGUACCAAAUGA
Messenger RNA from Stylonychia lemnae, 2250 nucleotides. The record is from the annotation of a GenBank genome assembly. Lineage: Eukaryota; Ciliophora; Spirotrichea; Sporadotrichida; Oxytrichidae.